AUGGCUGCGCUGCAGGAGAAGAAGUCGUGCAGCCAGCGGAUGGAGGAGUUCCGGCACUACUGCUGGAACCCAGACACGGGGCAGAUGCUGGGCCGCACGCUGUCCCGCUGGGCGUGGAUCAGCCUGUACUACGUGGCCUUCUACGCGGUCAUGACCGGACUCUUCGCCCUGUGCAUCUAUGUGCUGAUGCGCACCGUCGACCCGUACACCCCCGACUACCAGGACCAGCUGAAGUCGCCAGGGGUGACUUUGAGGCCGGACGUCUACGGGGACAAAGGCCUGGACAUUUCCUACAACGUCUCCAAUAACAGGACCUGGACAGACCUGACGCUCACCCUCCACAACUUCCUGGCAGGCUACUCGCCAGCAUCCCAAGAGGACAACAUCAACUGCACCUCCCACAAGUACUUCUUCCAGGAAAGCUUCAGGGCCCCCAACCACACCAAGUUCUCCUGCAAGUUCACGGCCGACAUGCUGCAGAACUGCUCGGGGCUGGUGGACCCCAGCUUCGGCUUUGCAGAAGGAAAGCCGUGUUUUAUUAUUAAAAUGAACAGGAUCGUCAGGUUCCUGCCCAGCAACAGCACAGCCCCCAGGGUGGACUGCGCCUUCCUGGACCAGCCCCACGGGGACGGCCGGCCCCUGCAGGUGGAGUACUACCCGCCCAACGGUACCUUCAGCCUGCACUACUUCCCCUACUACGGGAAGAAGGCCCAGCCCCACUACAGCAACCCUCUGGUGGCCGCCAAGUUUCUCAACGUCCCCAGGAACAUGCAAGUCGUCAUUGUGUGCAAGAUCCUGGCGGAUCACGUGACCUUCGACAACCCCCACGACCCCUAUGAAGGGAAAGUGGAGUUCAAGCUUAAAAUUCAGAAAUAA
Equus quagga is the source of this 876-nucleotide messenger RNA. RefSeq names its product ATPase H+/K+ transporting subunit beta (gene ATP4B). The record is from RefSeq and is a predicted model, not a curated record. Gene Ontology annotation, cellular component: sodium:potassium-exchanging ATPase complex. Gene Ontology annotation, molecular function: ATPase activator activity. NCBI's taxonomy places the organism in Eukaryota, Metazoa, Chordata, Mammalia, Perissodactyla, Equidae. The transcript has 7 exons. Gene Ontology annotation, biological process: potassium ion import across plasma membrane; intracellular sodium ion homeostasis; intracellular potassium ion homeostasis. Bases 1 to 876 code for a protein of 291 amino acids.